Messenger RNA from Tachysurus vachellii, 3844 nucleotides. Its product is annotated as rap1 GTPase-GDP dissociation stimulator 1. Gene Ontology annotation, molecular function: guanyl-nucleotide exchange factor activity; protein binding. The transcript has 14 exons. Gene Ontology annotation, biological process: positive regulation of GTPase activity. Gene Ontology annotation, cellular component: cytosol. Bases 321 to 2003 code for a protein of 560 amino acids. The record is from RefSeq and is a predicted model, not a curated record. Lineage: Eukaryota; Metazoa; Chordata; Actinopteri; Siluriformes; Bagridae.
UAUGUCUGUGUGUGGAAGGGGAACGCUGCAUAAAAAUAGUAUAAAAGCAUAAAAAGCAGGAGAGAUUAAAGGCAACGAGUAUGCGAUAUGAUGUACAAAUGCGCAUAUAUUCAUCAAUGGAACGGACCAGUGAGGCUGUCUAAAGCCAGGUGCUGACUCAAGACGUACUCGAGGCUGGAGCCUGCUGUCCUGCCUGAAGGAGGGGUGCCUCUGUCGUCACACAAACACACACACACACACACACAAUCCACACGGAGCUGCGGCUAGAGGCAGAUAUAGAGACAGGGAGACACUGAGGAACACCCAGACUACCAUAAACCAUGGCCGAUAUGGAUGCGCUGACUGUGGCUCUGAACGCCAUCAGUGUGAGCACUGAGCUCGUAGAGGAGGAACUGAAGCCUCAUUUGGACACCCUAUUGAAUGUCUUACUGGAGAAGAAAAUGGGUGCUGCAGAGCAGAUAGCCUCGAGUGGAAUACUGCCUACACUGGCCCAGACACUGAGACAAAAAGGCUCCCUCACAAUACAAGUGACGCUGUUGGUGGCUGAAACGGCCAGAGAAGCUUCUGUAAGAGAGAGGUGUAUCCAGGCAGGCCUGGUGACUGCUCUGGUGCCUUUACUGAACAGCCCGGACCAAGAGCUGCUGCUGCAUGCCGGCCGUGCCAUCGGACGCAUCUGCUUCGACAACACUGUGCAACAGACUCAGUUGGUGAAGAGUGGUGUUAUCCCCAGACUGGUGGCCAUUAUGCACCAGUACCCAGAGAAUGAUCCACUAGUCAAUGUCUGCCUUCUGGCCUUGUGUAAUCUUGCUGAUAUGGAUGCAGCGAGAGAAGCUUUGGCAGAAGUCGGGUUGGCAGAUGUUCUGACCUCACAGCUGAAGCGUGCACCAGAUGCUGAGCGCCGCCAUCUUAUCUUAGAGGUGCUGGGCUCCUUGGGAGAGAGUGAUGCACUGAAGCUCCAGUUUGUCGAGGGUGGCGUGCCUGAAGCUCUCUCUGAAAUGAUUAGAGGAUUGCAGAGUGACUCUGACCCUCAUGACCUGUGUAGUAUAAAAAUAGCGUCCAACCUCAUUGUAACACUGCUACUGGGGGAUGAAUCCAUGCAGAAAUGUUUUGGAGAGGGAACAGGCGUUGUGUAUCAGGAUGUUUUGUCCUGGCUACAGUCUUCUAACACUCAACUUCAACUGUCUGGAGCUCUGGCAGUUGCCAACUUUGCCAGGAAUGACAGUAAUUGUGUAAAGAUGAUGGAACUGGGCAUUGUCCCGUAUAUCCUGGAUCUGCUAGAGCAUCAUGUGGACGAGGGUGAUGUGUCAGUGCAGCAUGCAGGCCUUAGUGCUCUCAGAAAUCUUGCUAUACCAGCAUCUAAUAAAGUGCGCAUGCUGGAGGAUGGCGUGAUUCAGCGGAUCAGGUCUCUGCUUCGCUCCGACAUGCCUCCCGUCCAGUUCAAGCUGCUGGGGACUUUGCGUAUGAUGGUGGAUGGCCAAGAUGAGGCAGCUACAGUUUUGGGCAAGGAUGAGAUUUUAUUGGCACGGGUUAUGGAGUGGUGUGAAGCAAAAUACCAUGCUGGUGUAAGAGGAGAAGCCAAUCGGCUUUUAGCAGCACUUAUAAGACACAGUCGCUCACCAGAAGUCAUCCAUGCUGUUAUCAAGGCAGAUGGGGUCCAAUACCUCAUCUCUAUGGCAACCAGUGAACACGUCAUUAUGCAGAAUGAGGCUUUGGUUGCUCUAGCCAUCGCCUCUGCAAUAGAUAUUGAGGUGGUGGAAGAGCCGUUCAGUCAUGCUGAUCUGCUAUCCACCCUGAAGAAAAUGCUAGAUGACCCUGUAGGUGCAGUGGAAGUCAAAUUUAGCACAUUGGGGCUAAUUUGCAGUCUGGCCAACUCCAGCACACUGAAGGAGCAGAUGGACGCUCUGAACCUGAAAGACAGCUUGUCCAAGCUCCGCAGUCAUCCCAGCACCAAGCUGGCCUCACAGGCAGUCACAGUGAUGGAAGUACUCUCUGAGACUAGCUAGACCACCUGUCCAAACUCUCUGAUUGAUGGGACUGCUGACUAGAAGCACACUGUGUAUCCACUUCAUACACUUCUCAUCAACCCAGUCCCCAGACUGAAGCGAUCUGAAACAAUCUGUCCGUGAGCUCUGUAGGAAGUGAGGUAAUGGCAUUCUGGCAAAGGAGCUUAACUGGCUCAUAAAUAAAGUAUCAUUAUAUGGUACAUUUCCUAUUAGCCCACCUGUGAUAACCUUGAGGAUAUACAGUACAGUUAAAAGCCAACAUAUCAAUAUGCUUUCCGUCUCCUGCACACGAGCACAAUUCUUUCUAAAAUCCAUUUCUUUAUCUGAACACUCUGAAGAGGUUAUUAUAAUUUAUAUAUAAUAAUAAUAAAUAACAGAUUCGGGGAGGCACGGUGGCUUAGUGGUUAGCACGUUCGCCUCACACCUCUAGGGUUGGGGGUUCGAUUCCCGCAUUCGCUUUGUGUGUGUGGAGUUUGCAUGUUCUCCCCGUGCCUCGGGGGUUUCCUCCGGGUACUCCGGUUUUCUCCCCCGGUCCAAAGACAUGUAUGGUAGGUUGAUUGGCAUCUCUGGAAAAUUGUCCAUAGUGUGUAAUUGUGUGAGUGAAUGAGAGUGUGUGUGCCCUGCGAUGGGUUGGCACUCCGUCCAGGGUGUAUCCUGCCUUGAUGCCCGAUGACGCCUGAGAGGCACAGGCUCCCCGUGACCCGAGGUAGUUCAGAUAAGCGGUAGAAGAUGAAUGAAUGAAUGAAUGAAUGAAUGAAUAACAGAUUCUAUAUACAGAUUAUAAUUACAUAUAGACUGAGUUUUCUGCUCAGAUAUAUGCGCCUUGGAUUUAGUACUGGCUCAUUUUCUCUGACUGGUAAUGAAUCUAGCCUAGGAAUUGGAAUAUGUUGCUUUUUGUUUGAGUAGGUGUGAAGUUUGUGUAAAUAUGACUCUCUGUCCUCCACUACAUUACCCAUACUCUUUGUUAAGAGGAUCACUGUUCUUGCCUGAGAAAAUGAUUUCCAUUUGCAAUAAUUAUCUAGUCAUUAUAUUAGAAUUAUAACAUAGCUGGUUGUACUAAUAUUUAAUAGUUUUUUUUAAUGCAAAUAUUUUGAUCAUGUUGAUCAUUCUAUUAGCUACCCAUGAAUACAAGGAAGGUCUGAGUCCGUAUUAGCAAUACCAAGAAAUGUAACAAGAGUUGUGUUUAAGAUACUCUAAUCUAUUAUAUGAAUAGCAAUUGUGCAAUCAUUGAUGUGUUUUUAAGUGUGACUGUGCUGUGGGUUAAUACAAAAUCUCUACACUAUAUAUGUUGAACUGUGUCACUAAUCUAUUCUUGAUUCUUUACAAGAAAAAUCACAGCUGAAAAGAAGUAAAUUUACAAUAGGCAGAUGAUGAGUGGAGAAGGACUAUCUGAUAAAAUCAGUUGAUGGUGAUGAAUCUUAGGGACUUUGAUUAGGAAAGCUAUUGGGUGACACAACUGCCCCACUGCAUCACCCAUCCUCUCAACAGCAAUUCAUUACAGGCAAUUUAUCAAAUACGUCACCUCUAUAUUAGACUAGACCACUAGACUAAAUUGCACAAUCUCUGUCUGUCCUUGAUACUGCCACUGUAGCAUGUUGAGUAGAUUUAUAAAUGGACUGUUUGUAGUGUUAUACUAGAAACAGUGUAAUGCAGAAAGCGGUAAAAAAGGUUUUUUUUUUCAGGUUUAGGCAGUGGUUACAUUCACCAGGAAUAUUAUGAAGGGUGCUGUAGCAAGCAAUGCCGUCACACCCUGACUCCAGAGUUUCUGGAUUGAUCUUGAGCUCAGCUCAUCUUCUUGUGUCUGAUUGCGUCUUGUUUUCUCCAGUUUCUUCACACCUUAU